AUGAAUAUGCGAUUUUUACCUUCGAAACAAUUAUUAAUCAAACUAAAUUUCUAGUGUAGGAAAGCUACUCAAACUGCAAAAUUUUAAUCUAUUAAUAAAAUAAUGAAUCAACUACUCUCUCUUCUGCAAUUAAUAUUUUUUAUUGCACAAUCUUAAGAAUCAGGGAAAAAUAUUUAUACUGGAUUUUCUGGAUAAAAUUGGGAUAUAUCAGGUUGGUACAUCUUCAACCCAUAUAAAGAUUUAAAUUAUGAUCCAUAUGAUUAUCCAUUCAGUCAAUGUAAUGGAACAAAGUUAUUUGGAGGAUAUUGUGUUUUCGGUGUGGACUCAUUAAUUUCUUCAAAAUUUGAACUUCCUCCUCAUUAUUCAAUACGAAUAUCAUUAGAUUUAUGGAAUUGGGAUGGUGAGACUUUCUAAAUAGUACUUGAUAGCGAAACUGAAUAAAAGCCAUUUUUUUUAUGGGAGGGUCAGUAAAUGUGUGGUAACUAAGGGGAAAUAUUUUUGGAGUUUAAUACUCCCAUGAUAAUUACUCUUCCAAAACACUGUUUAUUAAAUUUAGAUGUCAUAAUGACUUCGACUUUAAAUUAAUUGGCUUAUGAUGAAUCAUGGGGGUUUUAAAAUUUUAUAAUUGAAAUUUUAGAAUGCCCUUAAGAUUGUAUAUUCUGUACAGAUUUAACAUCAUCUUGCUACUUUUGGAGAAGCGUUAAAUCAUAUUUACCUGACCUAAAACCAGAAGAAGGAUGGGAGAGUGAUAAUUAAAUAAUAAUGGCAAGUGAAUGUUUAGGUAUAAAGAUUUAUGGUGGAACUAAUUUGCUAAAAGGAAAAAGAAUCGAUAAAAUUUUAGAAACUUAAAUUCCUCAUUUUAAGGUUCAAAUCUUAAUCAAAUUGUGGACAUUUGGUGUUUGGGAUAAUGAAUCAUUUAGUUUGUUGAUAGAUGAUAAACUUAGGUAUAUUAAAAAAAUGUAAUCUGACAAAUUUGUUUUAAAACCAUAUUAUCUCCUAGAAACAAAAAUCACUAAUGUUGAUGUAGAUCAAUUUCAUUCAUCCCCCAAAAUUAAAUUAUCAAUGAUAACAGAGAAUAACAGGCAUGAUCUUGCAUAUUGGGGAUUUGAAUCUAUUGAUGUUUUUGUAGGAAUAUGUUCAAUUGGAUGUUAAGAGUGCACUGGAGAAUUAGACUCAGAAUGUGUAAUUUGCCUAAAUAAAUGGAUAAACGUAGAUAUUGGAUGUAUUGGUAUAGAUUUAAUCUAUUAAAUAAGCCCCUCCUUUAGAAUGUGCUUAUCUUGA
This is a messenger RNA of Paramecium tetraurelia, 1281 nucleotides long. RefSeq lists its product as uncharacterized. NCBI's taxonomy places the organism in Eukaryota, Ciliophora, Oligohymenophorea, Peniculida, Parameciidae. The record is from RefSeq and is a predicted model, not a curated record. The transcript is spliced from 4 exons.